Messenger RNA from Daldinia childiae, 876 nucleotides. RefSeq names its product putative enoyl-CoA hydratase, mitochondrial. The transcript has 2 exons. Gene Ontology annotation, biological process: fatty acid beta-oxidation. Gene Ontology annotation, cellular component: mitochondrion. Gene Ontology annotation, molecular function: enoyl-CoA hydratase activity. NCBI's taxonomy places the organism in Eukaryota, Fungi, Ascomycota, Sordariomycetes, Xylariales, Hypoxylaceae. The coding region runs from base 1 to 876 and encodes 291 amino acids. The record is from RefSeq and is a predicted model, not a curated record.
AUGAACACAUUCCGAACUUUGAGGCCAUUAGCUUCACGGAUCCAACCCUAUACACUCCCUAGGACAGUCCGCCAGUUCUCCACCACGGCAAAUAUGUCUUAUGAGUAUUUACUAGUAUCGGAGCCUAAGCCGGGUGUUGGCCAAGUCACCCUAAAUAGACCCAAGGCCCUCAAUGCCUUAUCUACACCUCUCAUCAACGAGCUCAAUCAGGCUCUAGGGGAGUUCAACUCGUCGGAUAAUAUCUCAGCUAUUAUUCUGACAGGGUCUGAAAAGGCCUUCGCCGCCGGUGCGGAUAUUAAGGAGAUGGCACCUCUUACAUUCUCCGAGGCGUACACCAAGAGUUUUAUCGAGUCAUGGUCCCAACUCACGACGCAAGUAAAGAAGCCCAUAAUUGCAGCCGUGUCCGGACACGCCCUUGGCGGUGGAUGUGAGCUUGCCAUGAUGUGCGACAUCUUAUACUGUACGGAGACGGCCAACUUCGGCCAGCCUGAGAUCAAGCUGGGCACUAUCCCGGGCGCCGGUGGGAGCCAGCGGCUGACGCGGGCCAUCGGCAAAUCACGCGCCAUGGAGGCAAUCCUAACAGGCAACUCGAUUUCGGGAGUUAACGCGGCACAAUGGGGGCUCGCUGCCAGGGCUUUCCCCAGCUACGAGGCGCUGAUGGAGGGCGCGCUGAAGACGGCCGAGACCAUCGCGAGUUACUCCAAGGUAGCGGUUAUCGCGGCCAAGGAGGCAGUUAACAAGAGCCAGGACCUACCGCUGCGGGACGGCGUUGAGUACGAGAGGCGCGUGUUCCACUCGCUCUUUGGCAGUCAGGACCAGAAGAUUGGCAUGAAGGCUUUUGCGGAGAAGAAGAAGCCAGAAUGGAAGCACGAGUAG